Messenger RNA from Suillus plorans, 937 nucleotides. RefSeq lists its product as uncharacterized. The record is from RefSeq and is a predicted model, not a curated record. NCBI's taxonomy places the organism in Eukaryota, Fungi, Basidiomycota, Agaricomycetes, Boletales, Suillaceae. The transcript has 5 exons. The coding region runs from base 59 to 763 and encodes 234 amino acids.
GCGACGUGUUCUUCUCAGCGUCAACCACGACAGUUCAAGACAGAUCCUCUUAGUCACCAUGCACCCUAACACCCAAGAGCAGGGUGCUCUACAGGCUGCUGAAAACCUCAUGAAUGAAAUAAUGGCGCGUUAUGACCCAUCUCACGACGCUUUUCAUGUACAGCGCGUGCGCAAAACGGCCCUUUCAAUUGCUCGCGCUCUUUCUGCCCAGAAACCUGAUUUACUGGUCGUGGAAUUAGCAGCUCUACUUCACGACGUUCUGGACAAGAAAUAUGUGUCGGAAACCGAAGCAGCGGACCCAUAUGGAUAUUUUCUUCCUUUCUUCCAAACUUUGUCUUUAGAGCACGGACUGGACCUGAUUAGCGAUGGCCGGGCGCGUGAGAUCGUAAAGGUCGUAGAAAAUGUCUCUUGGACGACUGAGAAGAAACUAAGGUCAACAGGAAAAAUCGAGGAGUGGCAUCGCACGUGUAUUGAACUCCAUUGUGUACAAGACGCAGACCGACUUGAUGCGAUAGGAGCGUUUGGAAUCAUGCGGUGUGCUGCAUACAGCGCUGCCGUAAAUCGUCCACUGCAUGCACCUCCAGGUCGUCUUGACACUGCCGUACAGCACUUCUACGACAAGCUCCUACACAUCCAGGAAAGGCUAAAGACAGAGCCAGGGAAACAGAUGGGCGCAAAGCGACACCAAUUUAUGGUCGAUUUCCUGAAUUCCGUGGAAAAUGAAUACAAUGCAGAAGCACUCGAAGUCGUCUGCACUGUGUAAUGAAAACACGUUGCAUUCUUGGCGUUUUGAAGAACACUGCCCCGGACACGGGAAUCCUUGAUGAAAAGUAGAUAGUUGUUCCAUACUUGUAGUUACCGUCCCUAUUUGAGACACUCAUAGAUGGUUUGGUUGGAAAUCAAUUCGUCGUGGCCAAGUGGUUACCACAAUAUUUGU